AUGAAUACCAAUGUUACUCCGAGCAAUAAUGAUGACUACGUUAUUAUAAAUGAACGUUCAGAGUCGUCCACAACUAGUACUCCCACAAGUUUUCAGUCAUUUAAUACAAGCCAAGAUGAAGAAAUUGAAUUUUCUGCUUGGAAGAUGUUUAAAAGACACAUUCCUCGAUUGAUUAUAACUGUUCUCGCUGAUAUCGCAUUGCCUCUCAUACUCUAUUACGUUUUACAAAAACAUAUGUCUUCAGUUUAUGCCUUAUUAAUUGCCGGAAGUCCGGCUCUUAUUAUGGUAGUGGGAAAAGCCGUUUGGUCACGAACGUUUGAUGCUAUUGGUUUCCUAGUAUUUGUUGGAUUUACUAUCUCGGCUAUUGUCGCCAUAGCCACUAAAAAUGCUCGUGUAUUAGUAUUGGAAAAAUCCCUGAUUACAGCUGUUAUGGCUGUGAUAUUUUUAGUGAGUCUCAUACCACUCCACAUAAAAUGUGGACAAAAAAUUAAUCUGAAACUGAGACCAUUGGUUUAUUAUUUUUAUAUGGAUUUAGUACCAAUGGGAGCGAAACAAGCUGGUCUGAGUCGAGUGAUCAUGGAUGAUCAAAACAGUAAUAUAUAUUCAGAAUUGCAAGAACAAAUAGACGUAUCUCAGUCAACUCCUGAAAGAUUCGUUGAACCAUCUAAAAUAGAAGUAUCCGUUGUUUACAAUUGGAUUUAUACUCAUUGUUCAAGUUUUCGCUAUGCAUGUUAUUUUCUCACAAUUAUUUGGGCUAUUGGAUUUCUGAUUGAAUUCGGUGGACGACUUAUGCUCAUCUUCACUCGUUUGUCCAUAAAUCAAAUAGUUUUGUAUGCUAAUGUGAUAUUGGGAGUUGUUUCAUCAGUAUGUGCAAUUUCCUCGGUGAUUAUUAUAAUUUUAGAAAGACGAAGAACAAUACAACAAAUUAAAGCAUGGAAAUUAGAAUAUCUACAUCGCACAUCUGCUCCUUCUACCCAUACACAAAUUUGGACAGUAAAUACGUAA
Molecule: messenger RNA, 1005 nt
Organism: Didymodactylos carnosus
Lineage: Eukaryota; Metazoa; Rotifera; Eurotatoria; Philodinida; Philodinidae
Source: the annotation of a GenBank genome assembly